Molecule: messenger RNA, 2243 nt
Organism: Cololabis saira (Pacific saury)
Lineage: Eukaryota; Metazoa; Chordata; Actinopteri; Beloniformes; Belonidae
Gene: hars
Product: histidyl-tRNA synthetase
Exons: 16
Coding region: 29-1990 (653 amino acids)
Biological process (GO): mitochondrial translation; histidyl-tRNA aminoacylation
Cellular component (GO): cytoplasm; mitochondrion
Molecular function (GO): histidine-tRNA ligase activity; identical protein binding; ATP binding
Source: RefSeq, a predicted model, not a curated record
AAGUACCUACUCCUAUUUUUGCCAGAAUAUGCCUGACUUCUGUGCAGCCUAUGGAUGCUCCAAUGAGCGCAGCACCCAAACCAGAGCCCGUGGGAUCACCUUUCACCUAUUUCCCAAAGCCAGAGAGAGGAGGAGGCAGUGGGAAGUUGCCCUUAGAAGGGCUGGUUUUGCGGCCAAUAACAGGACGAUGAUCUGCAGCGAGCACUUUAAGAGUGCAGACUUUGACAGGACGGGGCAGACUGUCCGUCUGAGAGAUGGUGUUGUGCCGUCAAUCUUCAGCUUUUCAGCUCAUCUUCAAAGGCCGGAAGCAGAAAGAAGGAGCACCCCCUCCAGAGGAGAGGAAGACCUCCCUCUGGACUUGUCUCAAAAGAAACCUCAGCCUAAUGUUCAACAGAGAGCCACUGGAGCGAGGAGAAAGAGGCUGAAGCGAGCGGCUCCUGACCACCUGUACGCGCUGCCUGCUUGCCCCGAGGCUGUAAAGGCCAAGAUCAAUGCAGCCUCGGUACGGUUGAGGAAACUCCAGCGGAUAUAUUAUAAGAUCGAUGAAGAGGUUUCCAAACUGCUGGAGCUGAAGGCCCAGUUGGGAGGAGACGAUGGCAAACACCAGUUUGUCCUCAAAACGGCAAAGGGAACCAGAGACUACAACCCCAAACAGAUGGCCAUCAGAGAGAAGGUGUUCAACACCAUCAUCAGCUGCUUCAAACGUCACGGAGCAGAGACCAUCGACACGCCGGUCUUUGAACUGAAGGAAACGCUGACAGGGAAGUACGGAGAAGACUCCAAGCUCAUCUACGACCUGAAGGACCAGGGAGGAGAGCUGCUGUCGCUCAGAUACGACCUCACCGUUCCCUUCGCGCGCUACCUGGCCAUGAACAAGAUCACCAACAUCAAGCGCUAUCACAUCGCUAAGGUGUAUCGCCGAGACAACCCCGCCAUGACUCGUGGGCGCUACAGAGAAUUCUACCAGUGUGAUUUUGACAUUGCAGGUCAGUACGAUGCCAUGAUCCCGGAUGCCGAGUGUCUGAAACUGGUCCAUGAAAUCCUCAGCGGGCUGGAGCUGGGAGACUUCCGCAUUAAGGUCAACGACAGACGCAUCCUGGACGGCAUGUUUGCCGUGUGCGGAGUUCCCGACGACAAGUUUCGCACCAUCUGUUCAACGGUUGACAAACUGGACAAGAUGUCCUGGGAGGACGUCAAGAAGGAGAUGGUGGGAGAGAAGGGCCUGUCGGAGGAAGCUGCCGACCAGAUCGGAGACUACGUCAGCAUGAAGGGUGGGAAGGAUCUAGCAGAGCGCCUCCUCCAGGAUCCCAAGAUGUCCCAGAGUAAGCUGUCCUGCGCCGGCCUGUCGGACAUCAAGCUGCUCUUCAGCUACCUGGAGCUGUUCCAGGUCACAGACAAGGUGGUGUUUGACCUCAGUCUGGCUCGAGGUCUGGACUAUUACACGGGGAUCAUUUACGAGGCGGUGCUGACUCAGGCCGGCGUGGCGCCGGCGUCCAGCGACGGCCUGAACGGGGCAGAGGAAGGCGUCAGCGUGGGCAGCGUGGCCGGAGGGGGGCGAUACGACGGGCUGGUGGGCAUGUUCGACCCCAAGGGCAGGAAGGUGCCCUGCGUGGGCGUCAGCAUCGGCAUCGAGAGGAUCUUCUCCAUCAUGGAGCAGAAGGCCGAGGCCUCGGCUGAGAGGGUUCGUACCACGGAGGUCCAGGUCAUGGUGGCGUCGGCUCAGAAGAACCUGCUGGAGGAAAGACUGAAGCUGGUCCGGGAGCUCUGGGACGCCGGCAUCAAGGCUGAGCUCAUGUACAAGAAGAACCCCAAGCUGCUGAGUCAGCUGCAGCACUGCGAGGACUCUGGGAUCCCCCUGGUGGCCAUUCUGGGGGAGCAGGAGCUGAAGGACGGCGUGGUCAAACUCCGCAUGGUGGCCACCAGAGAAGAGGUGGAUAUAUCCAGAGCCGAGCUCACGGCUGAGAUCAAGAAGAGGACGUCCCAGGCCUGACCGCUCCUUCAUACCCGUCUCCUGACCGGCUCUGCGGCCCCUCCACCAGAACUCCUGGGCCGGGCCGGUCGUCCAUACAUGAAGGCCAGCAGCCCUGGUGGCCCCGCGUGGACGGGGCUGGUGAAGAGCAGGCGGAAGAGCAGGCGCUGCACACGCCGCCAGGGAGGGACUGUUUCAGCCACGGAGCUUAUUUAAAUGUUGUUGUUCAGCCGCGCUCUGGAGAUUAGACGCUGAAUAAAGCCAUCAUGUCAAA